GCCGGCUCGGUGGAGUCCGGAUGGAGGACUCGGACUCGGCCGCCAAGCAGCUGGGCCUGGCCGAGGCGGCGGCGGUGGCGGCCGCGGCCGCUGUGGCGGCGGCGGCCGCGGCCGCAGCGGGAGGCGAGGCGGAGGAGCCGGUGCUCAGCAGGGACGAGGAUUCGGAGGAGGACGGGGACUCGGAGGCAGAGCGCGAGACGCGGCGGGUGACGGCCGUGGCGGUGAUGGCCGCCGAGCCCGGGCACAUGGACAUGGGCGCCGAGGCCCUCCCGGGCCCCGACGAGGCCGCCGCGGCCGCAGCCUUCGCAGAGGUGACCACGGUGACCGUGGCCAACGUGGGUGCCUCCGCAGACAACGUCUUCACCACGUCCGUGGCGAAUGCUGCCUCCCUCUCGGGACACGUUCUGUCCGGCAGGACAGCGCUGCAGAUCGGGGACAGCCUGAGCACUGAGAAGGCCACGCUGAUCGUCGUGCACACAGACGGGAGCAUCGUGGAGACGGCCGGGCUGAAGGGGCCCGCUGCUCCGCUCACCCCAGGCCCUCAGUGUCCUCCAAGUCCUGCAGCUCCCGGCCAGGAGAGAGGGGGCACCAAGUACAACUGGGACCCGUCAGUGUAUGACAGCGAGCUGCCCGUGCGGUGCCGGAACAUCAGCGGCACGUUGUUCAAGAGUCGGCUGGGCUCAGGGGGCCGGGGCCGCUGCAUUAAGCAGGGGGAGAACUGGUACAGUCCCACCGAGUUUGAGGCCAUGGCGGGGAGAGCCAGCAGUAAAGACUGGAAGAGGAGCAUCCGCUACGCAGGCCGGCCGCUGCAGUGCCUCAUUCAGGACGGGAUCCUAAACCCUCAUGCUGCGUCUUGCACCUGCGCCGCGUGCUGCGACGACAUGACCUUGAGCGGCCCGGUCAGGCUCUUCGUCCCCUACAAAAGGCGCAAGAAGGAGAGUGAGCUGCCCGCAACCCCCGUGAAGAAGGAGCCCCCCAAAAACAUCGCACUGCUCCCUGCCGCAGCGGCCGCCGCCUUCACCGUGACUCCCUCAGGACAGAUCACUACCUCGGGCGCGCUGACCUUUGACCGGGCGUCCACUGUGGAGGCUACCGCCGUCAUCUCAGAGAGCCCGGCCCAGGGCGAUGUCUUCGCGGGAGCCACGGUGCAAGAGGCAGGGGUGCAGCCCUCCUGCAGAGUCGGCCACCCGGAGCCCCACUACCCAGGUUACCAGGACAGCUGUCAGAUCGCGCCAUUUCCAGAAGCUGCGUUGCCGACAUCUCAUCCCAAAAUAGUGCUAACCUCGCUGCCGGCCUUGGCGGUUCCACCGUCCGCCCCCACCAAAGCCGCGUCUCCCACGGCGGUCACCGGGCUGGAAAUGUCGGAGCCGCGGAGCUGGCUGUACCUGGAAGAGAUGGUCAACUCCUUGCUCAGUACGGCGCAGCAGCUGAAGACGCUGUUCGAGCAGGCCAAGCAGGCCAGCUCCUACCGAGAAGCGGCCGUGGCCCAGGCCCGCGUCCAGGCAGAGACCGAGCGGAAAGAGCAGUGCUGUGUCAACUGCGGCCGCGAGGCCCUGAGCGAGUGCACCGGCUGCCACAAAGUGAACUACUGCUCCACCUUCUGCCAGCGCAAGGACUGGAAGGACCACCAGCACCUGUGUGGUCAGUCGGCAGCCGUCACUGUCCAGGCGGACGAAGUCCACGUCACUGACAGCGUGAUGGAGAAAGUCACCGUGUGAGGGUCCCCGGGUCCCCCCGCCUUGGUUCCACGGAGCUGCCGGGCGUUGGGGACCUCAGGGGAUGUUGAGGAGAAGGUGAAAACACUUGCUGGUCAAGUUGUUAACAGACUCUUAAGUGACCUGUGCCCUCAGAAAUGAGCUCCCGCCACCCAGAAGUCCUGAGGGAGGCCGGGGCAGCGGCUGGUGGACGCAGGCCCCGGGCCCUUGGCGCCUUCUCUCGGUGCUGUUUUUAUCCCCUGGAUCGCGAGCGCCUGGUCUUACCCACAGGCGUGGCGUGUGUGCUAACACACGUGUACAUAACGUGUCUGUCAAUAAAGGUGACCUCCCUGCCCCUCCGGGACGGGUGACCCCA
Molecule: messenger RNA, 2070 nt
Organism: Neogale vison (American mink)
Lineage: Eukaryota; Metazoa; Chordata; Mammalia; Carnivora; Mustelidae
Gene: DEAF1
Product: DEAF1 transcription factor
Exons: 12
Coding region: 21-1718 (565 amino acids)
Biological process (GO): regulation of transcription by RNA polymerase II
Cellular component (GO): nucleus
Molecular function (GO): DNA-binding transcription factor activity, RNA polymerase II-specific; DNA binding
Source: RefSeq, a predicted model, not a curated record